Solanum dulcamara is the source of this 2135-nucleotide messenger RNA. Its product is annotated as probable galacturonosyltransferase-like 7. NCBI's taxonomy places the organism in Eukaryota, Viridiplantae, Streptophyta, Magnoliopsida, Solanales, Solanaceae. The coding region runs from base 464 to 1567 and encodes 367 amino acids. Gene Ontology annotation, cellular component: Golgi apparatus. The transcript has a single exon. The record is from RefSeq and is a predicted model, not a curated record. Gene Ontology annotation, molecular function: glycosyltransferase activity.
UUCUUUUCUUCUUAAUAUAUAUGUUGUAGCCCAAAGAGUUGGGAAAAGGCUUGAAAAUACCUAAAUUUCUCCCUUUUCACUCUCUAUUUCAUUCUCUCUCUCUACUUAGAACUGUGUGACCCUUCUCUCCCAGAGAGAGAGAGAGAGAGAGAAAGAAAGAAAGAAAGAAAGAGAAAAGAAUACUGCAACGCACGUCGCCAUGGAUUCUUCGCUCUCUAUUGUUCCUCCAAUCCAAGGUCGCUUCGUUUUCACGGCAUACCAUUAGAGAAAACAAGCAAAGAACCCAAAGAAAAGGCCAAAAAAGGAGAAGCCCAUCUUCCUAGAUUGGAUUUUUGUUUUAGCUGUGGCGGACCUUAGAAGAACCCUAGCAUUCCUCUUUUCUUCAAUUUCUUCGCAGUGGGUCAGUCGUUAUAAUCUCAUAUCAACGAAGAAGAAGAGCAAAAGGGGAUUUUACACUGUAAAAAUGUUCUGGGUCACCAAGUUUUCCGGCUUUUUCGCUGCGGCAAUGGUAAUGAUUGUUCUUUCUCCAUCCUUACAAUCAUUCCCACCUGCUGAAGCUAUUAGAUCGUCUCACCUUGAAUCCUAUCUCCGAUUUCCCAGUCAAAUCACACCCACUGUUCCCCUUAAUCGCUUCUCAUUCCGUAAAGCCCCUGUAUUCCGAAAUGCCGGUGAAUGCACUUUUAGUGACAGAAGAAUAUUGGGGAAACAUGGGGUUUGCGAUCCUUCGCUUGUUCAUGUUGCGAUUACUCUUGAUGUUGAGUAUCUUCGUGGUUCAAUAGCCGCUGUGCAUUCAAUUUUGCACUAUUCGAGAUGUCCUGAGAGUGUAUUCUUCCAUUUUCUGGUUUCCGAAACCAAUCUCGAAACCCUAGUUCGAUCCACCUUCCCUCAGUUGAAAUUUAAGGUAUAUUACUUUGAUCCUGAACGAGUUCGAAAGAUUAUAUCCACUUCCGUUAGACAAGCGCUUGAACAGCCCUUGAACUACGCCAGAAAUUACUUGGCUGAUCUUCUGGAAUCCUGUGUUAGUAGAGUUAUCUACUUGGAUUCGGAUCUUGUCGUUGUUGAUGACAUCUCUAAGCUAUGGAGUACAAGUUUGGGUACAAAAACCAUUGGAGCUCCGGAGUAUUGUCACGCCAAUUUCACGAAAUAUUUCACGACGUCGUUUUGGUCGGAACCGAGAUUUUCCGGGACGUUUUCCGGCAUGAAACCGUGUUACUUCAACACAGGGGUUAUGGUUAUAGAUCUGAAAAAAUGGAGACGGGUCGGGUACACGAAGCGGAUAGAGAAAUGGAUGGAUAUCCAGAAGACGAAUCGGAUCUAUGAACUGGGUUCACUACCGCCGUACCUAUUGGUCUUCGCCGGACACGUGGCGCCAAUUGAGCAUAGAUGGAAUCAGCACGGUUUAGGCGGUGAUAAUGUGAAGGGAAGUUGCCGUGAUUUACAUCCCGGUCCGGUGAGCCUCCUUCACUGGAGCGGCUCCGGCAAGCCGUGGCUCCGGCUCGACUCAAAAGAGCCGUGUCCGCUUGAUUCUCUAUGGGCACCUUACGAUUUGUAUGGAUUCUCGUCGUGAAUUUCUCAUUUCUCGCCGGUAAAUUCCUCCCAGUAACUUCUUUUUCUGUUCAUUUUAUUAUUGGGGAUUUUUAACUUCUCUAAAUUUUUUUUUCUUCUCAAUUUAUUUCUUUCAAAUUUUGUUUCUUUUUUAUUUAUUAUAUUUCGAUUUAACAUAUGAACAUUAUCAUCACCAGAAACGAUUUGUAUUCUAUUCUAUUAUUCGUGCAGCUUGAAAUAAAAUGGAAUUACAGAUAAUUAUUGGUUGUAAUCAAACUGUGUACUCUUGCUUUGCACUUCUCAUAUGACAGUUGAGUCGUUGCUCGGAGCUUUCGUGCAUUCUACACGAUUGUGACAACAUUUUUCAAUUGAUGUGAAGUCAGCAAAGAUAAAUUGUAACCGACACUUAAUGAGUGGCUUAUAAAUAAUUAAAUGAGAGAAAUACUAUAGUACUUUUUAAUUUGUGUAUGCAUUACACUUUUUCGUUUUUAUCUUCUCUACUUAAUUUAGUGAUUGAUAAUGCUAGUGUAUAGUAGCUCUUAUCUACAAAAUGCUUUCUUUUGAAGUAUGCUAAUAAAUAAUUGUACUUA